AUGGACGCGGAGACGAUAGAGCACCUCAAGCGCGCGCUCGCCGGUUCCGUCUCUCCCGACGCGACGAUCAGAGCCGCCGCGGAUGAUUUCUUACGCUCAGCCGCCAGUCACUCCGGCGCCGCUCUCGGCCUGCUCGCCCUGGCCUCGGACGCCGCGACGGAGAUCGGCACGCGGCAGAGCGCGAGCAUAUACUUCAAGCACAUGUGCGCCAAGUCGUGGAGCGCGUCGAGGGCGGAGCAGAGCGCGAGCACGACCACGCCGGCGGCGGCGCUGGACGAGGGCGAAAAGGCGGCGGUUCGCAGAGUGGCGCUCGAGGCGAUCAGCACGACGCCGAGCAAGGUGCGAAGUCAGUUGUUGGAGGCGGUUCGAGUGAUGGUACAUCACGAUUUCCCGGAAAGAUGGCCCGAGAUCGCGACGCAGGUGUUGGAGGCUUUGACGUCGGAGGCGAACGCGAGCGCGAGCGGGAGACUGGUUGGAACGGUGAUGGUGCUCAACGCUUUGUGCCGAAAGUACGAGUUUAAGGACGAGAGCGAUCGCGGAGACGUCGAGGAAAUCAUUCGAGUCGUUUUCCCGAGAUUGUUGGAGAUUCUCAAGGCGUUGCUGGCGUACAACGGCCCGCCGAACGCCGAGCUGGAGGAGUUGAAGAAGGCGAUUUGCAAGACGUAUUGGAGCGCGACGUACAUGAACGUCGGACCGUCUCUGGCCGCGGAGGGGACGUUUCGAGAGUGGAUGUCGGCAUUCCACGCCAUCAUAACCGCGGAAGUUCCCACGGAGGGGAUGCCAACCGAGGACAAGACGGAGCUCAAGCACUGGCCGUGGUGGAAGACAAAGAAGUGGGCGAUGCACGUCGUUAAUCGCAUGUUCUCCAGGUACGGCAACGCCAAGCAAGUCAAGGCGGAACACAAGCCACUGUCAACGAUGUAUCGCAACAACUAUGCCGCGCAUUUCCUGAGAGUUUACAUCGAGUUCUUGAGCAAGCUCUCUGCUGGAGCCAUUAUGCCAGAUCGCGUCGUGAACCUCGCCGUGCAGUACCUCUCCACCGCCGUGUCGCUACCGCUGACGUACAAGGUGAUGGAACCUCAUCUCGACGAGAUUUUCCAGCGCGUUAUCUUCCCCAUCCUCUGUUUUAACGCUGAAGACGACGAGCUCUUCGCCGAUGAUCCGCACGAAUACGUGCGAAAGAGUCAAGAUUUCAUCGAGGACAUGUACUCGCCGCGAAUGGCCGCCAUCGGGUAUCUGAACGAGCUGUGCAGCAAAUCCUCAAAGCGCAUGGAGAACAACCUUCCGAGGGUUUUGGCAGUGACGGUACAAAUUUUCCAGACGCACGCGCAGGCAGUGGCCAGUCGAGCUCAGAUGGAGACGCAGGCGCGCUACGCCCUCGACGGCGCUCUGCUCAUCGUCACGCAUCUGGCGAGCACGUUAGAGCGCCACGACACGUACAAACAGCAACUCGAGGCGAUGAUUAUGACGCACGUCCACCCGGCGUUCACCUGUGCGCACGCGCACAUUCGCGCCAAAGCCGUCGCGUGCGCGUCCAAAUAUUCGGGCAUCGAGUUCACCUCGGAGCAAAACUUCUUAACUCUGUUUUCGAGCGUCGUACAAUCCAUGAAGGAUCAACAGUUGCCUGUUCAAGUCGAGGCCGUGGUCGCGCUCGGAUCUUUUAUUCAAGAGACCGAUGACGUGAGCAACCUUAAGCCACUCAUACCGCAGUUGUUGGACGACUUUUUUAAGCUAAUGAACGAAGUCGAAUCGGAGGACAUCGUGUAUACGCUGGAGACAAUCACGGAAAAGUUUGGCGAGGAUAUCGCUCCGUACGCGUUACACAUGACACAAAACCUCGCCGCCGCUUUCUGGAAGGUCGUCGAGUCCGAGAGUAAAGACGACGACGACGACAUGGGCAUGUUGGGCGCUAUCGGCGUCUUGCGGGCCAUGUCAACAAUUUUGGAGUCCAUCUCUGGCUUGCCGCACAUGUACCCUGAACUUGAAGCCGCGGUGUUUCCGAUUCUUCACAAGAUGCUCAGUGAUCAAGGGUACGACGUGUUUGAGGAAGUUUUGGAGAUUUUGGCUUAUCUGACGUACUUCACCCCCGAGGUCACGCCGCGCAUGUGGGAACUCUGGCCGCUGAUGAUGACAACGAUGGACGACUGGGCGUUGCAAUAUUUCGAGAACAUGCUCAUUCCGCUGGACAAUUACAUCAGUCGAGGGACGGAGCACUUUCUCACCCCGGGUACUUCCUACGUGGAGGACACGUACAACAUUUGCAAGAAGGUUCUUGAGGGCGAGUAUCCCGAGCCUGAUUGUCUGUCGGCGCCGAAGCUGAUGGAGUGCGUCAUGACCAACUGUCGCGGUCGAGUGGAUGUGGUCAUCGAGCCGUACAUCAACAUCGCUCUGGCUCGUCUGGAGCGAGCGGAGAUGAAAUAUUUCAAAGACUUGCUCAUGAUGACGUUUGCGCACGCGUUGCACUACAAUCCGGUGCUUGCUCUGCAAGCGACGAACCGAACGGGAGCGACGAAUGAGGUCUUUGCUCGAUGGUCAGCCAUGCUUUCGGUGAGGACGAAAUCCGGAGCUCGUCAUUGUUUCACGUCUGAACACUCCAAAAAGGUGUGCGCGCUGGGACUGAUGUCCCUCAUGACGGCGCCAGAUGACGUGUUGACCCCGGAAAUCCGCGGCGCGCUCGGAGGCAUCCUUGACACGCUCGUGUCCCUCGUCCAAGACUUGAAGACUCAAAUUGACGAGCGCACUCAGGACGAGCAGUCCGGCAAGCGCCGGUACCCUUGGGAAGAAUCGGACGAAGAGUACGAGGAUCCGAACGGUUUGGUCGACGACGAUGAAGAUGACGAAAACGCAGACCUGCAGUUUGAUGAGGCCACUCUUCGAGCGUUAGCAAAGAAGGCGCAGGACGCUGAUCCGUAUUCGCGCGCGGGGGACAUUGACGAUUCAGACGACGAAUUCUGGUUUGAUGACGACGAUGAUUCGUGUACGAGUCCCUUGGAUGAUAUCGAUACGUUCAUCGCUCUUUCCGAUUGUAUGAAUGCGCUUCAAGCGAGCGGUCGAUCAAUCAGCGCGAGCGCGUCGUCGAUGGAGACGCUUCAGGCUCUCAUGCGGCACGCGGUUCACAGACGAAGCGUGUUCCCGGAGGAGCGAGCGAAGGCGAAAUCAAAACCAGGGAAUUAA
This is a messenger RNA of Ostreococcus tauri, 3174 nucleotides long. RefSeq names its product Exportin/Importin, Cse1-like. Bases 1 to 3174 code for a protein of 1057 amino acids. Gene Ontology annotation, biological process: protein import into nucleus. The transcript has a single exon. Gene Ontology annotation, cellular component: nuclear envelope; cytosol. The record is from RefSeq and is a predicted model, not a curated record. Lineage: Eukaryota; Viridiplantae; Chlorophyta; Mamiellophyceae; Mamiellales; Bathycoccaceae. Gene Ontology annotation, molecular function: small GTPase binding.